AUGGACGAAGGAGAGAACGGAGAGGUUCGCUGAAAAUUGAGGCCGUUUCUAAACAGCUUUUUUGAUGAAUGGAAUUUUUACAGCGAGUAAAAGCAUCCGAAAAAACGAUCAGAAAGGCAGCGAGCAAUACUUCCGUGUAUGUUACAGUCUUAUUGACACAAGAAAUCAUGGAGUGUUACGAUUUGGAGAAAAUGUCUUUUUAAAAUUUUUGCGGAUUCUUUGUUGGAAAUCGAACCGGUCUUGCCAGUUUUGUUUUAUUUCUUGAAAAGUUAAGCAGACUUUUUUUCUAUAUCGUUCCUGGGUGAGUUUUUACUAAGGAAAAUUUGAAAAAAAAUGGUAUGAUCAGUCAGUCUUACAAGUUUUUAUUAGAACUCUGAAAGUAAAAGAACUCAAAAUCAACUUAAUUUUUUUCGAAAUUUAAAUGUUUCGCAUUUUUCGGAAAUUCGUGAAGUUUCAUCUCUCGAUAUUGCUGUGAGUCCUCGGCUUUGGCCAUGCCGAGACUCCAUCGGUAGUUUCGAUGUGGUCCGAAUAUAGACUGAUCAUAUUAGAAUAAAUUCAUUAGUCGAUUAGAAAGUAUUAUAUAAUCAAAAUAGGAAUCGAGGGAUUGACCUCAGGCCGGGAGGAUUUCGACCCAGCUGAAGAUCGUCCCUGCCUUUUAUAGGUAGGAGGCGGUCUUCGCCUGCGUCUCUGGCCUCUGCCAGGGGCAUUACUUUACAUUGCGUUGAGUUUAUGAAUUCACAAUAGUUUCGAAUGAAGUUAUCUUUUCUAAAGUCUUUUUACAGUACAUAGCGUAUUUCUGUUUAGAAGGGGCGAAAAGGCGGUCAAAGAAAAAAAAGAAGCAAAGAAGAGAACGCCGAUUUCUAAAAGUCGUACGAGCGUGAGGAAAGUUACAGAAGAGUUAAAAUAGAUUUUUGUUAUUUUUUUAUUAUAUCAGAAAUUUUUAGUGUAGUACCUGCUCAGGAGCCUGUUAUUGAAAUUCCUCUCGAGUUGGUCUGAUUUUCAAGUUUGGUCAUGUUUUAUUAAUUUCAGAAAAAUCGCGAGUCAUGAAGACGUAGGGUCAGUUUUUUUUUUCAUGUUCUUUAAUUUCCUGAAGAUUUUUGAAAAUAAAAUAUGAAAUUUUAUCCAGAAAUGAGAAGGUACAGCGGGAACGUAACGAAAAGGCCGUGGAGCCGGUCGUGUCGCCAGGAAAUAACGAAGAGAUUUUUGCGGUCAGUUGAGUCGAAUCGCAACAUAAAGAACGUACCGUUUCCUUCACGAAACUAACUUUAUAAGAAACUCAGUUCGAACCUGCAGUGGAUAAUUGAAUUAGAUUUUUUUGAGACGCGGCAGCGAAACUAGAAUCUGCUCUCCUUUAUUCCUGGAAGAGAGCUGAAGAGCUUCAUUUUUUGAAAGAAACACAAAUUGUAUUCUGAGGGAGAGUUUUCAGUCGACGGAAGCGAUGAAAUGUAGGACGCCGCCGGAAGAACGGGACGUCGAAGUCGGCAACUUUGAUAAGAAAGUUGGUUGCAGCCGGAUUCUGUCCCGAAAGUUAGAUUUAAGUUGGAAGAUUUGAUGUUGGGACUUAAGGCCAAGAAGUCGAGGGAAAAGAUCGACAGUAAGAGAAAGGCGAGAAACGUUCCCCUUUGUUCAAGAUCAGCUAUUUUUCCUUAGGAUGCUUCUCUACACCUCACUGCGUCAAAUAUAGAGGAUCCAAAGAUGAAGAAGAGGAAGAAAAAAGGAUCUUCGAAAAGAGGCGGCCACGCUGAAGAAGAUAACGUCAAUGUAAUUGGCUUGAAUCAAUAUUUUAUAAAACUUAAAGCAGGAAUAUCUGUGGUGACAAAAGAAUUGGUUUUUCAGAGCGGUGAAUCAUUAGGAAAAGACUUCAAUUCUGUGUCGUUUAGAGUUUAUUUUUCAUUUUUUUGAGUUCGAAAAAAAAUUCGCGAAAGGUUUUAUUUUUUUGCAAAUUUUCAAAAUUUAAUCAAGCUUUUCCAAAAAUCGCGAAUUUUUCUGCGUUCAUUUAGACCUCUGAAUAAAAAAAAUAGAAACUGAAUAGCAGCUCUUUUAAUGAAAAUUUGAAGCAAAUCAUAUGUGAGGUAAUGAGUAGCUUUCUGUAAAAUGUCUUUCAUUCGAAGAGAAACGCUUUUUUGAUCAUUGCCGAGGUGAUAAUUUCUAGGAUGUCCCGACUUUCGCCAAAAAGGGGAAAGCAAAGCCGAAGUCAGAUCCAGGCAACGCGGUGGGAGUUGUAGUGGGCGACGAGGAGUUUGGAGCAGAGGAGAAGAAAUCGGUCAGUCUAAUCCCAUUCAUUUUUUUGGAGGUGAAAAAUUAUUAUACUUUUCCGAAAAAAAACUGAAAAAAGUUUCCCGAGAAAUGUCUUCCGAACGACAUUUUUGACGAGUAAAGCCAAAGAUCCUGUUUCUUGUUCCAGUUAUUUUCAUUAAAAUCUGAACAUGUCUUUAUUUCUUUCUUCCUUGUUUGGCUGUUUCGAGGCGCACAAGUCUUGACCUGAAAUGACACUGAAUUACCUUUAAAUGUUUCUAAAAAUAAUUCCAUUCUUUCCGAAAAACCAUUCUCAAGGUUUUUGAGUUGACUUUGUUUGCCAACUUUCAGGGUUUUGGAAAAAAGUCAAAGAUCAAAAACGAUCUUGGCAACACGACAGCCGCCGUCGUCGUGGAGGAUGAAGUUCCGACCGAGAAAAGAUCGGUUCGUUCGACUUCGACAUGCUUCGAAUUCAUGUUUCUCAGAAAUUUGAACAAAAGACAAAAACCGGAAGAGAAAAGACGCCGAAAAAAGUUGAAAAGAACGCGAAGCCGACCUUUUCCUGCGAGAAAGAAGACCCCAAGGUUUCGACCUUCACGGAUUUUAAUUCCAAAAUGUUUUAUCUUGAAGAAAGGAAAAAAGCCAACCCAGAAACCGUCUUUGACGCAUGCUGCCACAGUUGCAGCAUCUCCGGUAUCGAAAGCGAAGGGGGCGCAAAAGGUCAAUCAGUCGGUAAAACCGACAUUCUUGUGAGAUACUUAAAUGACAUGAGCUGUAAAAUUUCCUUGAAAAUGAAAAAAUCAGUGCGCUAGCAUGUAAAAGACGAUAGUUUCACACUUUCACCGUAACUGCCGCAUUUUUCGAUUAGUAAGCAUCGCAACGAGAUUAUUCCUUUGAGGAUAUCCUCAAAUAAACUAUAAAAAGUUGGGUCUCGUAAGGAACUACAGUCGGUUUUUCACACUUCAAACAAAAUCUAAUACGACUGCAAUUUUUUUUCAGGUAAAUGAGCAUUCUGAAGUCGAUCAUAAAUCGAUAGAUUGAUUCAUUGAUUUUCCAGAAAGCUCAGAAAGAUGCGAAAAAAAUGGUUGAUGAUAGAAUACCGUCGCGGAACGACCCUCUUAAGCAGGAAGUCUGUUUUCUCUUCAAUUUUCAAAAAAAAAACCUUAACAAUCCGUGUCUCCAUAUCACCUAGGGAAACAAAAAACCCGAAAAUUAAAAACACGAAGAUUUAUUCGUGAUUUGCAGCGAUAACCUCCCAAUGAGUAAAAUAUCCUAUUACCAAGGGAGAAAAUUCAUAAAAAAUUUUUUCAGAAAAGCAUCCGUUUAAAAGGGCAAGAGAAGGUUUUUUUUCUGGAUUGAGAAAUUCGAAAAAAAUUAUAUAAAUUCAGGAAAAACCUGUAUCUGUCGCUGUGCCGCCGAACAAGACCGGCAAAAAGAAGGUUCUUUUAACUUGAAAAGAAACCUGUUCAUUGAAAGAAAUGGACUUUACCUUACGAAUAUCGUUUUAAUUCUUUUUGAAGACUUUUAUAUGAGCGUAUUUCGAAAAAAAAGUUUUGCAGCCAAAAUUGCCUUCUACGAAAGCAAAAAAAGGUAAAAGUUCUAUGAAUUCGAAUAUCCGCAGGACUUAUUUUCCAGAAGGAUUUGUUGCAAGUCUGUUCAAUAGGGCGAAAAGAUCUUUUGACAUGACCAAGGUAUUUCUCUGAAGUAGAGUAAUUUUGAUAGUUUUAUAUUUUAUUUAGUUACGGAAAGGCGACGACACCUUCAUUGCGUGAGUUUAGCCUUUGUAAUAAGAAAAGUGUUUUCGUUGUUUCGAGAACUCAGAAAAUUGGUAACCUGGAAAAAACCAUUUUGAGCCAAAGAGUUCAUGAAAAAGCGAAAAACGAGGCACAUUCCCAGUCAGUAGCGAAUUUUGAAGUCUCGACGACGGAAAGAACGACAUCUGUCCCGACUAUGACAACGAACAAGACGCGCCGGCAGAGUCAAACGACACGGAGAACUACGAGAACGACGGCAAACUCUUCGUCAAGGUUCCCCGACUCCGGAGAACUCCUGUUCCGACAAAAGUCUAGGGUCGGCCUUUCUGGGCGUUGAAAGACGAGAAACCGCCGACGAUCGCUUUCUACGUCUAUUCAGAGCUCAUCACAGAAGUCUACCUUGGCAAGUGGCCAAUCUCUCCCAAGGAACCUCUUCCGUAGGACUUUUCUUUUUUUGCUGCCAGAACUAUACGGCGAUCGGCGUUUAUCUUUUCCGAUCUACGAAGAAACUGAUUUUUAUUUGAAAGCUGUUUUGAGGAAAAAAAUUAUCAAAAAAAGGUUGCUAAUAGAAAAAUUCCUAUUUUAGGAAAAAUUACGCUCAGAACGUACGAUUCAAAAAAGCAUUUUUCGAGAAGACUGAUUUUUUUUAUUGAGUGAAUCGUUUUGUAAGAUUUUAGUACAGAGGUUUAAAAUGCACCUACAUGCAUAGUUUUUUCGAAAUGACAAAAACCAUCCUCCGAACUGACUACCUAGUUUUUGUGAGAUUUUGUAAAUGAUCUGACCACUUCUUUUUUUUUUGGAAGUAGGGCACUUUCUUGCGCAACUCUGUGUGUGCGCGAUGAUAGCCAGCAAAAAUCGUCGAAUCAGGCUCUUCGACGUCUACGGAGACGUGUCGGCCAUGCGACAACGCGAUGAAAACUUCUUCUACAAACGGAAUCGAGUAAUCGAAAUCUUGAAAGCGAUUCUUCCAAAUCUGAAUUUUAGCUGAUCAGCAACACGGUUCGCUCGCUUCUGGGCAUGAUGGACGCCAAGGCCGUAAUAAUGCAGCAAAAAACUCCCGAUGCUACGGACAGCGUAAAUGAGUCUUGAAUGUUCAAAUUAGGUCAUAUCAUGUGGUUAUUUAAAAAAGAUCCGGAAAGCAUACCUUUUCAAUACGGUCUUAUAAAUUUUUUUUUUUCAUCAAACGCGAAAUUUCACAUGCCAAACCAAAAAUGUAAAAAUGAAACUUUUCUUCGCAGAUGGCAUCAACGGCGCGUAAACCGAUGUCGUUCAUAAAACCGCAAAAGACGAUUAUCUACGACAAGUGAGAAAAUAUCCAUUUUGGCUUUUGAAUUAGUUUCGCUAUUCAGAAAACAGCCCUACGGUGAGAAGAAGACGGUUCCUUUCACGCCUAACUUGAAGAAAAAGAAAGCGAGUUCUUAGAAACACAUAGUAAUAAUAAAAACUUUUUUUCAGGAUAUAAACGGAAAGUCUGCCGCGACCUACAUCUAA
Caenorhabditis auriculariae is the source of this 5480-nucleotide messenger RNA. The record is from the annotation of a GenBank genome assembly. NCBI's taxonomy places the organism in Eukaryota, Metazoa, Nematoda, Chromadorea, Rhabditida, Rhabditidae.